Molecule: messenger RNA, 1315 nt
Organism: Durio zibethinus
Lineage: Eukaryota; Viridiplantae; Streptophyta; Magnoliopsida; Malvales; Malvaceae
Molecular function (GO): protein binding
Source: RefSeq, a predicted model, not a curated record
UUGUUUUUUCUUUUAGCUUGUCUAAAGCUAUUGAUCUCAUUUCUUCUUCGGCUUGGCAUAAAUCAGUUUGUUUGCUUGAAGAGUAAGGCUAUUUUUUACUUUUUGAUCCUAACCCCAAAAAUGGUGCUGAUUGAAACUCACCACGAUGAACAACAACAACAACAAGCCACGAAAGCGAUUCCCUCAUCAUCCGAGACGACUUCGGAUACGGUGGACGCCGCAUCAUCAAAUGUGGGUGGAGGAGAUGCUGCUUCCGAUGGAUUUGAAACAGCGAGCGAACGUGACGUCAGCGACAACGAAGAAGAAGACCACGCCCACGAUCAACAAUCAUCCGAACAGAAAGGUCCCGAUUCUUAUCAAGAUGCCUUGAACGACGACGAAUUGGAAGAGAAAGCUUUGGCACAAGCAAAUGAUGCAAAAAUGGAAGGAAAUAAAUUGUUUGGAAACGGCCACUACGAGGAGGCAUUGCUACAAUAUGGGAUUGCUUUGCAAGUUACGGAGGAGAUGCCUACUUCCGUUGAAAUUCGUUCCAUUUGUCAUUCGAAUCGCGGUGUUUGCUUUUUGAAGCUGGGGAAGUAUGAGGAAACCAUCAAGGAAUGUACGAAAGCAUUGGAACUUAAUCCUUCCUAUGUAAAGGCUCUUGUUAGACGAGGAGAAGCUCAUGAAAAGCUUCAACACUUUGAAGAGGCUAUCGCUGAUAUGACAAAGAUAUUGGAAUUGGAUCCUUCUAAUGAGCAGGCUAGGAAGGCCAUUCGACGCUUGGAACCACUGGCUGCAGAAAAACGAGAAAAGAUGAAAGAGGAGAUGAUUGGAAAGCUAAAAGAAUUGGGCAACUCUGUUCUGGGUCGAUUUGGGAUGAGUGUCGACAACUUCAAAGCUGUCAAAGAUCCAAACACUGGCUCAUAUUCUAUAUCAUUCCAACGUUAGUAUGGCCACUAGUCACUAGCAAUUUUUCUUUGUUGGUAAAUGCAUUGAAAAAAAAAAUGAAGGCAAGGCAGCAAUUAAAAGAUACAGGCUUGGGAAGUUGUUUUCUAUUCUGGAGCAGGAUAUUGUUUUGCAAGUAAAAGUGGAGCACUUCCUAGUUAGGGAAAACAAUACAUUUUUGCUUACUUGAUGCAAGAGUUGCAUUGAGAGGUCGGUCUAAAUGUUCGUCGCUUAUUUUGAUGUGUAAACCAACUGUCUGAACGUUUCUUGCUUGUGUUAGAAAUUACAUAUUACAUUUAUCUGGCUUGCUUUUCAAGUUGAGUUUCUUUAUUGGACAGGCCGCCUCAUAUACAUAUUCCAAUUAAUUGAAAGGAAAACCCAAUUUUAGUUC